AUGUGGAUACCUAUUAUUAUACCUUUUGGUACAACUGGAAAGAGUAAAAUUGUUGAUAACAUUAUUAGAGUGUGUCCUAAUUGUCACAACAGGUCAGUACAACUAGAGAGAAAUGAUUCUUGGGCACAUUUAUUUUUUAUCCCAUUUUGCAAAGUAAAGAAAGGGUCACCAUUUUUACAUUGUGCAGCAUGUGGUUGUACAGUUCCAUAUGUAGAGGGAUACGAGAAUGAAGCAUUAAAAGAUUUUGGAUAUUCAAAUAAUAGUGAAGCUUUUGCUAGUAUGCAACAACAACAACAACCUCCUCCUCCUCCACCAGGACCAAACCAACAAUAUUAUAAUGGAAAUUAUAGUAAUCCCAAUCAAUCCUACAUGGAGGAAGAUGGACACCCUCAACAACAACAACAACAAUACAAUAAUUAUAAUGAUCAAUCUACUUUUUAUGAAUCAAACAACAUGCCAACCAAUCAAGUUCAAUCAGAAACACCAAUCCAAAAAAAGAAACAUAAAUUCUUCCAUAGAAAUUAA
Cavenderia fasciculata is the source of this 525-nucleotide messenger RNA. RefSeq lists its product as uncharacterized. The record is from RefSeq and is a predicted model, not a curated record. The transcript has 3 exons. Bases 1 to 525 code for a protein of 174 amino acids. NCBI's taxonomy places the organism in Eukaryota, Evosea, Eumycetozoa, Acytosteliales, Cavenderiaceae.